AGCUUCGUGUUUCCGUAAUCAACAAAUGAAGUUGACGUUUCACCGCGUAGCAAGUGAAAGUGUCACGUCGAUGGAAAUUCUUGUCAGAAGAUUUUUUCCGGGCUAAUAAUCUCUAUUUACUAGUGUACGGUCUAGGUUAAUUCCGACGAAAAUGGGUGUAAAGCCUGCUAUUGGACGAAAAACUAACAAAAACCCUCCCAUCUUCAGUCAUGAAUUUGUAAUUCAAAAUCAUGCAGAUAUUGUUUCAUGUGUUGUUAUGGUUUUCCUGGUUGGAUUGAUGGUACAGUCUACAAGUCCCAUUGCAAGCUUGUUCAUCAGUUUACAUCACAAUGUCAGUGGAGUGGAACCAACGAGAGAAGCGCCGAAAGGCGAACCUUUUACUUAUGAAUCUGGGUGGAAAGAUGCUUGUGCCGUGUUUUUCUAUUCACUUGUCUGUAUUGUGAUGCAUGCUAUUCUUCAGGAGUACUUCCUUGAUAAAAUUUCCAAGAAGUUCCACCUCUCAAAAUCAAGGUUAAGUGCUCUCAAUGAAUCUGGACAACUUAUAGUAUUCCAUCUCGUAACUCUGGUAUGGGGUGGUGAUGCUAUACUCCGGGAAGGUUUCAUUUUCAACAUCUCUCAGCUUUGGGAAGGCUACCCAGUGCACCCAAUGAGCUUCCUUCUCAAGUUAUGGUGGGUUGUCCAAGCUUCCUAUUGGUUGCACACAAUCCCCGAACUGUACUUCCAACGUAUAAAGAAAGAUGAGUGGGCAGGACGCAUACGAAAUGCUGCUACAGCUUUUGGUUUUGUAGCAUUGGCUUAUGGAUUUAAUUUCCAACGCGUGGGAGUGUGCCUAGUUGUUCUUCAUGCCCUGGCAGAAUUUGUGGCACAUUGCUAUCGUCUCAACACAAUCCUCAGGGGAGAACGUGAAGAUUUCUUGGACAAGUUUCUAAGUCUUGUAAACGGGACAGUGUUCGUGAUCGUUCGCUUGUUCUCUCUCGUCCUUGGAGUGCUUACUUUCUACUUCGGACUCGCCGGUGUCGCGCCCUUACUGGUCAGAGUGGCUGCUCUGUCCUUGCUUGUCUCUUUCCAGGUCUACUUGAUGUUUAACUUCAUAUCUGAAGCUAUUAAGCAGAGGCAAGAAGCUCGUCAGCAGGCUCUCGCGCGACCUCUCAAGAAAGAGAAGAAGGAAAAACCCAAAAAGGAAAAGGUGAAAAAAGCUCCCGUCGACGAGUCUGACCUGCCCGAGGUGGAUCAGAACACGAACAAGACCCUGAGGCAGCGACAGAACGCGACCGCUAAAGCGAAGUGAAUCUAUGGCUCCUCUACCUGUUGACAUUAGAUUAGUUUGUCGUCAUCCCUUACGUAACUGAGUCUUUCCACUACAAUUAUUUAGUUCUUUAUUAGAAAUUUUAGAAAUCGUGUUGUCUUAGCACAAAUACGCAGCUGUACAUGACUACGGAAUACACAACUGAUAUUAGUAAUGCGUGCGAUCGUCAUUCCAAGCCUGUGUGACAAUUUUUAUAUAUGUAUAAUUUAAUUCGUGACAUCAAACAAAACAAAGUGUAUUGUCAUUAAGGUAUAGUGGAUACAGGGUUGUAAAAAUAUCUACUAAAGUGUAAAAUUGAAUGUCUAGGAUAAAUGUUUAUAUGAAUAUAUUGAUGGAUAAGACGGAGCAUGUACUGUGUGUUUGUACACGUUAAAUUAAGAAUAUUCCAUGAUAAUUUUGCAUUUUGAUGUGAAAUUAUUUUCAUUUUAAUUUUAUAUUCAAAACCAGAUAACUUAUUUUUAUAUGAUU
Bombyx mandarina (wild silkworm) is the source of this 1774-nucleotide messenger RNA. RefSeq names its product translocating chain-associated membrane protein 1 (gene TRAM). Gene Ontology annotation, cellular component: endoplasmic reticulum membrane. NCBI's taxonomy places the organism in Eukaryota, Metazoa, Arthropoda, Insecta, Lepidoptera, Bombycidae. The record is from RefSeq and is a predicted model, not a curated record. Gene Ontology annotation, biological process: SRP-dependent cotranslational protein targeting to membrane, translocation; protein insertion into ER membrane.